Molecule: messenger RNA, 2074 nt
Organism: Phyllotreta striolata
Lineage: Eukaryota; Metazoa; Arthropoda; Insecta; Coleoptera; Chrysomelidae
Source: the annotation of a GenBank genome assembly
AAAAAUUAGGGAAUCAAUUGUUGAUAGGCGAAUAAUGGCAAUAAUAUCGUUAACAGUAAUCAUUGAAGUUGCUCUUGAAAUUAUCACUUGCCAUUGAAAGUGAUAGAAAUAAUCAAUUAGGCGUUAUAUGGUGUUCACAAUCUCUUUUAAUCGAUCUGAUUUAUUCUGCUAUACUCGUAAUAGUGUAGGUGAAGUGAGAAGUGUGGCUGUUGGCCAAGUUUAGUGGACAUUAGUAAAUAAGAUAAAAGUAGAUGUAAAAAUGCUGCAACUUAUUUUAAUAGCGAUAUUUCUAAUCGCCCUGUUCUACUAUUUUGGCGUCAAGCCAAUGUACCAUUGGAAGGAAUUGGGCGUACAGCAAACACCAGCGGUAUGGGUCUUCGGAGAUAAUUGGAAAAAUAUCCUAAAAUUAGAAAGUUUCGCUGAGAUGGUGAAAAGAGUGUACGAUGAAGUACCAGGAGUUAGUUACUCUGGUAUGUACCAAUUCACGACCCCAACCUUAGUCCUUAAAGAUGCUGAGAUAAUUAAACAAAUCACCGUCAAGGAUUUCGAUCAUUUUUUGGAUCGCCGUUCGUUCGUUUCUGAAGAAGCCGAUCCAUUAUUUGGAAAAAACUUAGUUUCCCUCAAAGGUCAAAAAUGGCGAGAAAUGAGGCCGAUUUUGAGUCCCUCGUUCACCAGCAGUAAAAUGAAAGGUAUAUUCGUGCUGAUAUCGGACUGCGCCAAAACGUCCACGGAGUACUUCUUAAACAAAAACCAGGACAUCGUGGAAGUCGAGAUGAAAGAUACAUUUACUCGCUUCGCCAACGACAUUAUAGCUUCCGCUGCCUUCGGAAUCAACAUUGAUUCCCUCAAGGACCAAGAGAACGAAUUCUAUGAGAUGGGAAAAAAAGCCGUUAAUUUCAGUGGUUUCUGGCAAAGGAUAAAAUUCUUCGGAUUCUUUCUAUUUCCGAAGUUAUUUGCUAUGUUAAAAAUACCGCUAUUCGAUAAAGUUGUCGAAAAAUUCUUCACGGAAAUUAUUGACGACAACAUCAAAAUGCGGAAAGAAAAAGGUAUCGUCCGUCCUGACAUGAUUCACCUUCUCAUUGAGGCUCAAAAAGGAAAGGACAAGGAGGAAGAAGAGAAUCAAGCCAUCGACAAUGGAUUUGCCACUGUUGAAGAAUCGGAUCUCGGCCAAAAAAGUAAAUCAGGGUUCAAAAAAUUAACGAAUAUGGACAUUGUUGCUCAAGCUAUGAUAUUCUUCUUCGCCGGCUUUGACACCGUAUCGACAGCGAUGUGUUUCAUGGCCUACGAAUUGGCAAUCAAUCCGGACGUACAAAAAAAACUCAGAGACGAAAUUCAGGAAACCCUCAACGAAUGCAAAGGAACUGUAACCUAUGAGGCCGUAUUGAAGAUGAAAUACAUGGACAUGGUAGUGUCAGAAUCAUUAAGAAAAUGGCCGAGUGCCGUAGCAGCAGACAGGGUUUGUACAAAGCCCUACACGAUCCAGCCGGUUGGUUCCGACGAAAAGCCGGUGCACUUGGCAAAAGGCGACGUAGUAUGGUUGCCCAUAUUCGGUCUUCACCGAGAUCCCCAGAUAUACCCGGAUCCGGAUCGAUUCGAUCCGGAAAGGUUCAACGACGAUAACAAGGGUGAUAUCAAUCUGUACACGUACAUUCCCUUCGGCGUAGGCCCGAGGAAUUGCAUCGGUAACCGGUUCGCUCUGUUGGAAAUGAAAGUUAUAUUCUUCCAUUUGUUGUCUCAAUUCGAACUCGUGCCCAUCGCUAAGACUGAGAUUCCCCUUCGGAUUUCUAGAGAGAAUAUAAACAUGCAAGCUGAUGGCGGAUUUCCAUUGGGUUUGAAGAGGCUGAGUAAAUAAGUGUGCUUGUAUCAUAUAAGGUGUUGUGUAUUAAAGGCGUUGGUUUAUUCAUUUUUGUAAUGAAAUUAUUCUUACAUUAGAAUUUAUCUGUAGGUAUAAAAUUAACAUUUUGAUUAAAAAAGGUGUUUUUAAUAACAUUCUAAUAAUGAAGAGGAAAUGCAUUUAAUUUUUGUAUGCUAAAAAAUUUGAUAUUGUUCACAUGUAUAUGGAAAUAAAACGUAA